Molecule: messenger RNA, 782 nt
Organism: Teleopsis dalmanni
Lineage: Eukaryota; Metazoa; Arthropoda; Insecta; Diptera; Diopsidae
Product: phospholipid scramblase 1-like
Exons: 2
Coding region: 4-651 (215 amino acids)
Biological process (GO): plasma membrane phospholipid scrambling
Cellular component (GO): plasma membrane
Molecular function (GO): phospholipid scramblase activity
Source: RefSeq, a predicted model, not a curated record
GCUAUGAUAUCAGGUUGUCCACCUGGUUUGGAAUGUUUAGCAGUUAUUGACCAGCUAAUGGUACAUCAAAAAGUUGAAAUACUUGAAGCUAUGGGUGGUGGGGAGACAAAUAAUAGAUAUGCUAUUUUGAAUGCACUGGGUCAAACAGUUUUGUUUGCUGUGGAGGAAAGUAGUUGGUUCGGUCGUAACUGCUGCGGCGAAAAUCGUGGAUUUGAAGUGAGAGUUUACGACAACUUUCAGAGGGAAGUACUGCAUUUCAGCCGGGAAUCUUGUACGGACAGUAUUGAGGUAUCGGCACCACCGGGAAAUUUGAUUGGCAGUGUUGAAAACAACGCUGGAUCAUGGUUCACACCAAAGUUUCGCGUUAAAAAUGAAAAUAAUGAGAAAAUAUUACGUAUUGAGGGUCAAAUUACUUUCGGAAAGACUAAAAAAUUCGAUGUUCUUCCAAUCGAGGGUGAAGCAAUUGGAAUAAUUGCAAAGAAAUCGAGUGGUUUUGCUCGUGAAUUGUUUACAGAUGCCGAUAACUUUGCAGUUGCUUUCCCAAUGGACAUGGAUGUUCGUUUGAAAGCACUACUUAUUGCUGCAACUCUUCUCAUAGUACAUCAAUUUAAAAAAUUUUAUUGUUUCUUAAUACCUUUCACAAUUAUGUAGAAGAAAUAUAUUCAGAUUGUGUGGUAAUUAUAUUUGUGUAAUAGUGACAAAGACGUAUCUGUUUUGUUCACUAUUAUCUGUGAAGAUCUUAAUUUUUGAACUUCGAUUUCUACUUGCCAGCGAAGAUGCAA